Messenger RNA from Apodemus sylvaticus (European woodmouse), 1145 nucleotides. Its product is annotated as nucleolar and coiled-body phosphoprotein 1-like. The transcript is spliced from 14 exons. Bases 96 to 1037 code for a protein of 313 amino acids. NCBI's taxonomy places the organism in Eukaryota, Metazoa, Chordata, Mammalia, Rodentia, Muridae. The record is from RefSeq and is a predicted model, not a curated record.
UCUGUGGUGAGAGCAGGGCCCUUCUCUGCCAAUUGUGUUCUGACUCCCAGGAUCACAGAGGUCACAGACACUGCCUCAUUGGAGUGAGUGUCUAUAUGCAAAUGCUGAAACUUGAAAAGCAAAUGGCAUCUUUAUGGAAGAAGUUCCAAGAACAGGAGGAAUAUCUAAGGGCAGAGAAGAGAAGAAUCUUUCAGAGGAGUGAGUUAGUGCAGCUGAGCCUGAUGACACAGGGUAUGAAACCAAAACUCAGUGCCCAUCCCAACACUGGGCUGACGGCAAGGUUCAGCUGCUUCCAAGUUCUACCUGUACAUACACCUGCCACACCCUCCUCAAGUGUCGAAUCCUCAUCGAAGGUGGAAUCUAGAAAAGGCCGGAACAUCUCGAGGAAUGUCCAUCACAAAACGGCUGUUCACUGGGAUAUUGAAGAACCUGAAGCCCAAGCUUCCACAUCCAGGGAGAAACCACAAAUUAAAAUCAAAGUGUCAGCUAAACGAGCUGACAGUGCAAGUUCAGAAGAAGAUGAGGAAAAGUCACCACUGAGGAGGGUUAAGGUGGCUCCUAAAAAAAAUGGAAAGAGAUCAGAUACCUUGAAAAAGCUCUGUCGGAAGAGGACUCUUCCCCUGACAGAUGAUGUUGAAGGAAGUAACUUCAUUGAUGAAACUUGCACAGAAAAACCACAAAAUAAAACAGAAGUGAAUCUGGAAGAAGUCCCCCCAGUACCAGAAUGUCAGGACAGUGCAACUUUACCAAUGGAUAAGGAUAAAGCACCAGUGAAAAUGGAAAGAUCUAGAAACCGCAGAUCUGUAUUGGCAAUCUUAAGGAAAUUUUCUCGAAAGCGAACUGUGGCCCCCCUUGAAGUGGAAAGACCUCAAGUCCUCCCAGGUACCUCCCGAGAAACAGCACACGCUACAACAGAAGUGGUACCUAAAAAUCCUGAUGCUGUACCUUCAGCAGGAGGACAGGGAGAGACACCAGUGGGGAUUGAGAAGGUGGCGACUAAAAAACGUAGACGCAGUAUGUAUUAUAGAAUCUCUUAAGAUACAUUUUAGAAAGGAAUAGUAUAAACACUGGAUAUCCUUUUGUCUAGUAUAGAACGGUGCUCUAGCUCACCUACUGGGAAAAACUUGUAUGCAGUUGUUUGGUUU